Messenger RNA from Dromiciops gliroides (monito del monte), 2846 nucleotides. Its product is annotated as vomeronasal type-2 receptor 26-like. Lineage: Eukaryota; Metazoa; Chordata; Mammalia; Microbiotheria; Microbiotheriidae. Gene Ontology annotation, molecular function: G protein-coupled receptor activity. The transcript has 7 exons. Gene Ontology annotation, cellular component: membrane. The coding region runs from base 1 to 2589 and encodes 862 amino acids. Gene Ontology annotation, biological process: G protein-coupled receptor signaling pathway. The record is from RefSeq and is a predicted model, not a curated record.
AUGGGCUUGAGCCACCUGGGGCUCUCCUCUCGAUUAUGUGUGAUUCUACUUUUCCAGUUUUCUGUUUCUGAGUGCCAGAUGGUAAAGAGUCCUUGUCAUAUAAAAAGAGAUUAUAGGCCCACAUAUAGAAAGGAAGGGGACUUAGUCAUAGGGGGAUUCUUAUCCUUAUUUUUGAUGUAUAAGCCUCCUGUGGAAAAGACAUUCUUCAAAAUUUCUCCUAGAUGGCCUGGUGCUAGCACACAGCAAAUGCGGAAACAUUACCAACAUUUUCUCGCUUUUCAAUUUGCUGUGGAUGAGAUCAACAAGAACCCUCAUUUACUGCCCAACAUAACCCUGGGAUACCAGUUGUUCAAUAACUUGCAUGACACCAAACUAGCUGUGGAGAGCUCCUUGGUAUGGCUGUCAGGGAGGGGCCCAACGAUCCCUAACUAUAGCUGUGACAGGCAGUCCAAUUCAGUGGCUGUCAUUGGAGGGAUGUCACCUACCCUGUCCAUGUCCAUGGCCACCACUCUAAAGCUUUAUAAAGUCCCACAGAUCAGCUAUGGCUCAUUUGAUCUUCUCCUGGCUGAUAAGGUCCAGUAUCCUCAUGUCUAUCAGAUGGGAAGCAGGGAUUCCACUCUGCACCUUGCAGUUGUCCAACUGAUGCUACAUUUUGGCUGGAAUUGGGUGGGGCUGGUUCUUUCAGAUGACACAAGAGGGGAAAGUUUCUUCAGUGAUUUGAAAAAGGAGAUGCUUCGUAAUGAUCUCUGUGUAGCAUUUAAAGCAAAUGUCCCAAAAUUCCUUAACCCUGAAAAUUCUGGACUUCUUAUACUCUUUUAUAGAAUCAUUGUAUCAUCAUCAAAUGUCAUUUUCCUCUAUGGAGAUACAGAGUCUUUUUAUGAAUUUUCUAUUGCAAUGAGUGAUUUUAUAUUGUAUGGGAAGAUGUUGGUCACUACUUCUUCCUGGGACUUUUCUAUAAAUCCUAUAGAUAAUAUAGUUAACCAUUUUCAUGGUACAAUAUUAUUUUCCCAUCCCAAGAUUAAGGUUCCUGGAUUCACAAAAUUUCUAAGAAGAUUGAAUCCCCAUGCCAACCCUGAGGACAUUUUCUUGAAGGCUUUUUGGGAAUUAAUUUUUAAAUGUAAACUUUCAGUAAAACAUCCUGUAGAAGUGAUAUAUCCUUCAUGCAGAGAAAGUUUGUCCUUGGCACAUGUUCCUGCUAUGUAUUUUGACAUGUUCAUAAUGGACCUAAGUUCUAAUGUGUACAAAGCAGUGUAUUUAGUUGCCCAUGCUCUCCAUCAAAUGCUACAGACUGAGGCAAAAGAGACUUCAGAACUUGGAUCAAACCCAGCUGUCUCUUGGAAGCUCCACCACUUCCUGAAGUGCAUCAAUCCUGUCAAUAGUGCCAGGGAUGAGACAUGUGGGGAUGGUGCCAGGAUGCCUGCUGAGACAUAUGAUAUCCUGAAUUUUAAAUUCUUCCCUGGAAAUAUUGAAACAUUUGUGAAAGUAGGUGAAGUGCUGCCUCAUGGUCAGGGAUUCAGCAUUAAUGAAGAAAACAUAGAUUGGCCAGAAGAUUUUCCUCAGACUCCAAUUUCCAUAUGUAGUCAGAGUUGUGGCCCUGGAUUCAGGAAGGCAGUCUGUGAAGGCCAGCCAUUCUGCUGCUUUGACUGCAUCUCAUGUCCUCAAGGGAAGAUUUCCAACCAGACAGAUGCAAAGCACUGUGUGCAGUGCCCUGAAGAUCAGUACCCAAGCAAGGAGAGAGAUCGAUGUCUCCCCAAGACUGUGACUUACCUAACCUAUGAAGAGCCUCUGGGAAUGACUCUAGCCUGUGCAGCUCUCUGCUUCUCCCUCCUCACUUCUCUGGUCCUUGGAAUAUUUGUGAAGCACAGAGACACCCCCAUAGUCAAAGCCAAUAACCGCAAUCUCAGCUACACACUUCUGGUCUCCCUCACCCUCUGCUUCCUCUGUUCUUUGCUCUUCAUUGGCCAUCCUACCACUGCCACUUGUCUCCUGCGACAAACCACAUUUGCAGUUCUGUUCACAGUGGUCAUUGCCUCCAUCUUGGCCAAAACCAUCACUGUGGUUCUGGCCUUCAGGGCCACAAAGCCAGGGAGCAGGCUCAGGAGGUGGUUGGGCUCCACAGCAUCUUAUUCUCUCAUUUUAAUCUGUACUCUAAUUCAAAUGUGUCUCUGUGGUAUCUGGCUUGGGACAUAUCCCCCAUUUCUAGAGAUGGAUCUCCAUGCUGAGCCUGGCUUCAUUGUCCUUCAGUGUAAUGAGGGCUCCAUCAUUACCUUCUAUUGUGUCUUGGGCUACAUGACCUUGCUGGCCUUGAUGAGUUUCAUGGUGGCUUUCCUGGCCAGGAAUCUGCCGGACACUUUCAAUGAAGCCAAGUUCCUGACCUUCAGUAUGCUUAUAUUCUGCAGUGUCUGGAUCUCCUUCCUGCCCACAUACCAGAGCACCAAGGGGAAAUCUAUGGUGGCCAUGGAAGUCUUUUCCAUCUUAACUUCCAGUGCUGGGAUUCUCACUUGCAUCUUUGCUCCCAAGUGCUAUAUGAUCCUUCUGAGGUCUGACAGAAAUACCCUGAAGAUACUGAAAAGCAAAGCUAAUCCCUGAGGAGCCAGGUGUUCUCAAGCACUUACUCACCAAUCACAGGGAGUCUUGAAGAGGAUCAAUGAUAUCACAAGAGUAAUGUUUUUACUUAUGGGUGAAUUGGCUUUAAGAGAGGAAGAGCUGUGCAAAGUCAUCGGCCUCAUUUCUUCCUCCAGAAUCAAUGAAGUCUAGUGGUAAGACAUUGGGAUAUUGACUGGGAUGUCAUGGUUGACCUUGGCCUUUCUAAAUUAAGGUCUUUUCUGGGCUUUAAUACCUAAGAA